Messenger RNA from Colletotrichum scovillei, 2542 nucleotides. RefSeq lists its product as uncharacterized. The record is from RefSeq and is a predicted model, not a curated record. Gene Ontology annotation, biological process: protein N-linked glycosylation. The transcript is spliced from 4 exons. Gene Ontology annotation, cellular component: oligosaccharyltransferase complex; membrane. The coding region runs from base 75 to 935 and encodes 286 amino acids. NCBI's taxonomy places the organism in Eukaryota, Fungi, Ascomycota, Sordariomycetes, Glomerellales, Glomerellaceae.
AAGUGAACGGCCUGUGAUGUGAAGCUCCCAAGCCCAAGCUAAAGCUGCCACAGACAAGCACCCUCAGCAGCACAAUGCGAUUCCUCAACUCCCUGACGCCAGCCCUCGCGCUGUUUGCGGCCGGUGCCGCGCAGGCCGCCUCAUCAUGGGGAUUUGACAGUGCAACUGUCUCAAUCACUGGCAAGGGCAAGGAUGCCACCAAGGAGAAGUUGAGCGCGAUAUCUCCCCUCAAGACUGCCCUCUCUCUGGGAGCCAAAGAUACUCUCAAGGUCAUCUUGACGGCCAAGGAGGGCGACAAGGCCAAGCGCCCGCACCAGGCCUUCUUGAUCCUCAAGGAGACCGAGUCUGGCCUCGAGGCCCCCUUCCCCCUUGAGCUUAAGGACACCGGUCGAGGCGUUGUCGACAUUGCCCAGAAGGACCUCCCCGUCCAGCUCCUCCUCGCCAACGAGCCCCUCAAGGCCAGCAUCGUCAUCGGCUCCUUCGGUGCCGCCAAGGCCCUCGAAACCACCCUCUUCGAUGUCUCCGUGAGCCGCGACGCCAGCGCCGCCGCUCCGACCUACGACGCUCCCCUCCGUUACGGCAAGCAGCCCGAGAUCAGCCACAUUUUCCGCGAGGACCCCCGCAGCCCUCCCAAGAUCAUCUCGCUGGCCUUUGUCAUUGCCGUUCUGGCCACGAUUCCCGUUCUCCUCAUUGGCUGGCUCUCUCUCGGCGCCAACGUCAACCACAUCCAAAAGGCCCUCGGUGCCGCGCCUCUCUCCCACGUCGCCUUCUUCGGAUCCAUCGUCGCCAUGGAGGGCGUCUUCUUCAUGUACUACAGCGCCUGGACCCUCUUCCAGACCCUGCCCGCCGUCGCCAUCGUCGCGACCUCCAUCUUCCUGAGCGGCACCAAGGCCCUCGGCGAGGUCCAGAGCCGUCGUCUCUCCGGUCAGCGGUAAAAUGCUGUUCUCGUAGGAGGACUGCACUCUCUCAGACAACAGAAGCAUGACCUUCCACAGGAGUGUGGACGAAGGUGGCAAGGCAAUGGGGAAACAAUCACGAGGUUUGCUUACCAGACCAUGCCAUGGGCGGUUCAGGUCUUGGCACCAAAAGCUAAAGGGGCCUAAGAUGGGGUGCGGAGGAAAGAGAAGCCCCAAUUGUACAUCAGCAUACGUCACGACAGCAUCCGAGCAUCUGUGAAUUAGACACAAGACCAAGAGUCAAAUAAAAAGGGUGAUUUCGUACCAGGAAAAUCAAUGUUCAAAGUAUCUAUCAGUGAAGUACCUAACGCCACGCUCGCUCUAUUUAUCACACAAAAGAAACCAGCAAGCAGUCAUCCCUAACAUCCAAUGACCACAUUUAGGCCUUUUCCGGACGCUCCUUCUCAUCACCAUUCCCCAAAACCUCGACGCUCCGACUCGCCUCAACGCCAAUGUUCAUAGACGAAGGUCCGGCAGCAGAAUACGCAGGCGGCGGCACAUCGUCGCCUGUAGAAGCCCGCCUCCUCUCCCCAACGCCCUCCUCCUGCCCAGAUGACGGGCCAGCACGGGAAAUGUUGUUUCCAUUGUUGUUGAAAUAUCCCUGCUGCUGCUGCUGCUGCUGCUGCUGCUGCUGAUAAGGUCCAGCAACGCCCAUGAACCCAGCAGUAUCAUACCCGUACCGUCCCCUCCUGCCCCCGCGCUGCUGCGCCCUCAUGGCAUAGACAACAGCCUUCCGCUCGUCGCGCGCGGCUCUGCGCUCGCGUUUGGCCUCGCGGCCUUUGCCAAAGGGGAGCGCGACUUUGCAGAUGCCACAGGGCUGGCCGUCGGGUCCCGUGUGGUUGUGGCCUUCGUGGGGGCCGGCGACGGUACUGGGGCCAGCACUGCCGGGGGUUGUGACGGGGGGGUGGUUGUUGUGGUUGUGGCCGUAGGGGUUCCGGCCGGCGGCGGCGUGGACUACGGUUGAGACGAGGCCGGUGAUGAGACCCAUUGUGUGAGGUAGUGUGGUGUAUUUGCUUCUGGGGUUGGAGGUCGGAGGCUGGAAAGCUUGGUGACGGAUGAUGAUACUGGUUGUGGCUGGAACAAUGGACAAAGACUUGGAGAUGGAUUUGCUGAUAUGAUUCAGGUGAUGGAUGUGUGCCGAUUUAUUUGAGGAAAGAUCUUCAAAGUGUGCUGUCUGAUGAUGUUUGAUGCUCGGUGAUGCUUGAUGCUUCUGAUGCUCCUUCAAAUCCAAAAAUCCAAACCAUCAGGAAUCUUCCAACCCUUUAUAUCUAGCUCCCUCCAAAGCACAAUAUCAACAAAGAAUGGGGAAGACUACCACCCAUCGUCUCCAUCUCGAUUUCCACAAGCCCAUAUCGGCGCCCUCCCAGCUUCCUUCCCCCCAUUGGGAAGUCGAUUCGAAAGCGUUCCCCCAGAGCCCCAGAGGCGCACAGCGUUCUGGCGUAGCGGGCAGGACAACUACCCAGCAGCGAAUCUCCUGCCAAGCCACGGUAGCCAUGUGGGGCCAGCCCGGCACCGUGCUGCCGGAUCCGCCCAAGUUCAACCACUCGAAGCGGCCCUCGCGAACCCCGGAGGCGCCCCUCUUUCGA